This is a messenger RNA of Trichophyton verrucosum HKI 0517, 3219 nucleotides long. RefSeq lists its product as uncharacterized. The record is from RefSeq and is a predicted model, not a curated record. NCBI's taxonomy places the organism in Eukaryota, Fungi, Ascomycota, Eurotiomycetes, Onygenales, Arthrodermataceae. Gene Ontology annotation, molecular function: calcium ion binding; phosphatidylinositol-4,5-bisphosphate phospholipase C activity. Bases 1 to 3219 code for a protein of 1072 amino acids. Gene Ontology annotation, biological process: phosphatidylinositol-mediated signaling; lipid metabolic process. The transcript has a single exon.
AUGAACUCGCCUUUAUCUACCUCCCUGGAUAACCCAGGCCCUCUUGACCUCCCCGAAGGAAUACUUUCUAUUCCACUCCAUCAAAGCUUGACGUAUCCCGCUGAUGCUGCCUUUAUGAAUGCCGCACCCAAUACCAACAACCAUACGGUCAACAAUAACAACAACAAUACCAUUGUCAAUAGUAGCAAUAAUACAAAUACCACCAGCAAUAUCAAGGGACCCGGCCUGAUGAGAAGAAUAUCAAGGGGAGCCGCCAACAAGCUCUCCCGACGACGGCGGUCGAACUCUCAGGAUAGACGCGACAAAGACUCCGGCCCUGUCACCAUGCUCAGGCGCAACAAUAGCAAGUCAACGACUUCGGCAUCCUGGGAUAGCGCUUUAGAUUCAAGCUACGAGGAGGAUGAAUCAUGUGAUACCCUCGGGACUUGGUGCGGCCCUGACAGCAGCAAAGUGAAAAGCGAUUACCAACGGUCUAUUACCAGUACUGCCAGUGGCGUUGCCCCUAAGGUUGACCCCAUCCUCCAGCGCGGCUGUACCCUGACCAAGGUAAACAAGCUGAAGAAGAAACCGAUGACUUUUUAUCUUGAUUUUGACUCCGGGAAGAUGUUCUGGAACCUGUCAAACCCGUCCAAGCGGGUAUAUAUUGAUGAUAUUAAGGAGAUAAGACUACGAGGGGAUGCUCGGAUGCACAGAGAGGAACAUCGCAUUCCCGAGGAGUUCGAAAACCGGUGGUUCACCAUAAUCUACAAUAACUCUGAGGGUUCUAAAAACCGAGCGGUCAAGACCGUCCAUUUAAUCGCACCCGAUGAAGCUAUAUUCGAGCUCUGGACCACGACCCUGGAAAACGUUGCCCGAUACCGCAUCGGCCUCACGGUAGGCUUGACCGGUUCUGUGGAGAGCGAGGCCAUUCUCAACGCCCACUGGCAACGAGAGAUAUCUAGACGUGCUUCUCAGGACCCUAGGGCUAUCGAGGAGGACAGUCUUGAUGCAGAAGGUAUCGGAAAUUUAUGUCACAGUCUGCACAUUAACUGCUCCAAGGAAACUAUACGCAUCCUCUUCGCUCGGGCUGACACCACGGGCACUGGACGAGUCAACUUUGCGCAGUUCAGGGAAUUCUUCCAACUGCUCAAAUACCGCCGAGACAUUAAAGAUCUGUACAAUCGUCUGGUUACUGAUGACGUACAAGGGAUGACCCUGGCAAACUUUCUCGACUUCGUCCAGUAUACGCAACGCGAAAACGUCCAAGAGAACAGGGAUUACUGGGUUUCUAUUUUUGAAAAGUUCGUCCGCAAGGCUCGACUGCGUUCGCAGAGCCAGUCGGAUUCACCUCUUCCUGAUGAUGCACCUACACGCAUGAGCCUAGAUGCCUUCUCUGCGUUCCUGAUAUCGUCCUCCAACGGGAUCUACCCUUCACAUGUUCCUGAGCCAAAAUUCGAUUACCCACUCAACGACUACUUCAUUUCAAGUUCACACAACACCUAUCUUCUGGGAAGACAAGUCGCGGGUUUCUCCAGUACAGAAGCGUAUGUCACUGCGCUUCAAAAGGGCUGUCGAUGUGUUGAAGUCGAUUGCUGGGAUGGAGCCGAUGGUCGCCCAAUUGUCUCACAUGGGAGAACGAUGACUACCAGCGUCCUUUUUGCGGAUUGUAUCUCUGUCAUCAACAAAUAUGCCUUCCUGUCAUCCGACUACCCUCUUAUCAUCUCUCUCGAGGUCCACUGCAACCCAGAGCAACAACUUGCUAUGACUAACAUCAUCAAAGAUACCUUCAAGGAGAAAUUAGUCCUUGAGACACUGGGGGAUGACUGGCCUGUGCUGCCCAGCCCUGAGGCCCUGAAGCAUCGCGUUCUUAUUAAAGUCAAGACUUCCGAGGAAAUAAUCGAUACCGGCCCGGCUUCUACUGUACCACCAGGACUCGUCAGCUCCGGGCGCAAGCGUAGCUCAAGCUCCCCUUUCAUGCCCCCGACCGUCCUGGAAGACCCUCCUCACAGUCUCCCUCCUCUCUCCUCGCCACCCACAAUCAGCUCAGCUAAUGAACCUGUGCCCCCUCCCCUGGGCAGACGCGCCUUUACAGCAACAAGCGUCUGCAGCACCUCUGAAGAAAGCGACAUCGGCCAGAGUUCAGCCGCGAUCCAGAAAGAGAAGAAACGAGGCCAAAAGAGCAGAAUCGUCAAGGAUCUUGCAGAUCUAGGCGUUUAUACCCGUGGGUAUAAAUUCCAUAGUUUCAACUCUGCCGAAAGCAAACGUUUCAACCACGUCUAUUCCUUCGCCGAACGAGCAUUCGAAGGCAUUUGUCGAGAUUCAGAAAGUAAAGCUCUUCUCGAGGCGCAUAAUAGACGUUUCUUGACUCGGGUAUACCCUUCCGGCUUCCGUGUUCGAUCAUCAAAUUUCGAUCCAAACAUCUUCUGGCGUCGUAGCGUUCAAAUGGUCGCUUUGAACUGGCAGACAUAUGAUGUCGGAAUGCAAAUGAACCAAGCCAUGUUUGCCUCUGGGACUGGCCGCACCGGAUAUGUUCUCAAACCAGAAAGCUUACGAUUGCCGCCACCUUCAUGGAAAGGCCCAGGCCUAAAGCCAAAAGUCGAUAGGAAACUUGUCCGGUUUUCCAUAGACGUGAUCUCCGCCCAGCAACUGCCUCGACCGAAGCAAAUCGGCCUCGACGAAAACAUCAAUCCCUACGUCGAAAUUGAGGUUUUCAGCGCUGACGACAAGACUAAGGGCCUCGCAUUCGGUGAAGGUGGAAUGGACACGUCUGAUCGUAACGGCCUAUCUGGAAUCGGCCACCCUCACCGUCGCAGAACAGGUAUUGAGCAAGGAAACGCUUAUAAUCCCAUCUUCAACGACCAGUUCAAGUUCUCCCUGGAAACCAAAUACCCGGAUCUCGUCUUUGUGCGCUGGGUUGUCUGGCACUCUCCUGAUGGCAGAAGUGUGGGCAACAACAGCACCCAACUAGCUACCUUCACCGCGAAGCUGAGCAGCUUGGCCCAAGGGUUCCGUUACCUACCUCUAUACGAUGGUAAUGGCGACCAAUACCUUUUCUCCACGCUAUUCUGCCGAGUGACGAAGAGCGAACUUGCUCCUGUCAUACCGCCGUUUGAUACUGAGGAAACUAAGAAUGAACGAAGGGGUAUCCUCAAACAGCUCGGCCAGUCCGUGCUAAAGAGAGCCAUAUCCACCGAACGCGACUCGUCAAAGGCCAACAUUACCUCAAACGAACAGUCGUGA